AAUUUCACACUUCUCCCACAGAGUCGUGUUUUUUCUCCAUUCUGCCUGCAGCUCCUCGCCGGUGUGUGGUAACCUUACACGUUUCUCUUUUUUGAUUUUUCAAUCAAACAACGCUUAGGAAAUGAGUGGGGACCAUUCCCACAACGAGAAUCAGAUCGACUGUGGCUCUCGGGUCAAUGACUCUCACAAGCAUAAAGACAAAUAUAAAGAGAAAGAACACAAACAUAAGGACCACAAGAAGGAUAAGGAGCGUGAAAAAUUAAAGCAUGGCAACAGUGACUACAAGGACUUGUCUGACAAAAAACACAAAGAGAAGGAAAAGAUAAAGCACAAAGAUGGCAGCACAGACAAAUACAAGGACAAGCACAAGGAGAAAAGAAAAGAGGAAAAGACAAAGUCACUUGAUGGUAAAGUCAAAAAGGACAAAGAGAAUGGCUUUGCCAGUCCUCCACAUUUCAAGCCUGAGCCUGAGGAUAAUUUUUACCACUCACCUAAAUACGAGAAAUCUCUAAAAAGGGAACGUGAUGAUGAUCACGACUCCGAAAUUAAGCCUAAAAAAAUAAAAACUGAAAAUGACAAGAAGGCAAAGAAAAGGAAACAAGAUGAGGACACAAAGUCUAAAAAAACAAAAAUUAAAAAAGAACCUAAUGAUGGAAAAAAGAAAGCAAAGAAGGAGCCAGAAGAGAAGUGGAAAUGGUGGGAAGAGGAGCGAUACACUGAUGGUUCCAAAUGGAGGUUUCUGGAACACAAAGGUCCUGUAUUUGCGCCACCAUAUGAGCCUCUUCCCAGCCACGUCAAAUUUUACUAUGAUGGUAAACCAAUGAAACUCAGCCCUGGAGCUGAAGAGGUGGCAACAUUCUUUGCUAAAAUGUUGGACCAUGAAUACACCUCAAAAGACAUAUUCCGCAAGAACUUCUUCAAAGAUUGGAGGAAGGAAAUGACUUCAGAAGAGAAGUCGAUACUUACUGACCUAAAGAAGUGUAACUUCUCUGAGAUGAGUGAAUACUUCAAGGCACAGUCUGAGGCAAGAAAAGCCAUGACAAAAGAGGGGAAACAAAAAAUAAAAGAGGAGAAUGAGCGCAUCUUGCAGGAGUAUGGCUUCUGCAUUAUGGAUAACCACCGGGAACGUAUUGCUAACUUCCGCAUUGAGCCCCCAGGCCUGUUCCGUGGUCGUGGAGACCACCCCAAGAUGGGCAUGCUCAAACGUCGCAUCAGGCCUGAAGACAUCAUUAUUAACUGCAGCAAGGAUUCCAAGCACCCUGAACCACCUCCAGGCACCAAGUGGAAGGAGGUGCGUCAUGACAAUAAAGUGACUUGGCUGGUCUCGUGGACGGAGAAUAUUCAAGGCUCCAUCAAGUACAUCAUGCUGAACCCCAGCUCCAGAAUCAAGGGAGAGAAGGAUUGGCAGAAGUAUGAAACUGCUCGUAGGCUGAAGAAAUGUGUGGAUCAUAUUAGGAACCAGUACCGUGAAGACUGGAAGUCCAAAGAGAUGAGAAUUAGACAGCGGGCUGUGGCGCUCUACUUCAUCGACAAGCUGGCGCUGAGAGCGGGUAAUGAGAAGGAAGAAGGUGAGACCGCAGACACAGUGGGUUGCUGCUCGUUGAGAGUCGAACAUAUCAAACUGUAUCCAGAGAGUGAAGGUCAGGAGUUUGUCGUAGAGUUUGACUUUCUGGGUAAAGACUCCAUUCGCUACUACAACAAGGUCCCUGUGGAAAAAAGGGUAUUUAAGAAUCUCCAGUUAUUUAUGGAGAACAAGGAACCAGAUGAUGACCUGUUUGAUCGCCUGAAUACUUCUAUUCUUAACAAGCACCUUCAGGAGCUGAUGGACGGUCUGACAGCCAAAGUUUUCCGUACUUACAACGCCUCGAUCACCCUGCAGCAGCAGUUAAAGGAGCUCACGAAUACGGAGGAAAACAUUCCAGCCAAGAUCUUGUCAUACAACAGGGCUAACAGGGCUGUGGCUAUCCUGUGUAACCAUCAGAGAGCUCCACCGAAGACAUUUGAGAAGUCAAUGCAGAACUUGCAGGCUAAGAUUGAUGCUAAAAGGGACCAGCUAUCUGAGGCUAAGAGAGAAUUGAAGAGCGCCAAGGCUGAUGCCAAAAUACGGAAAGACGAAAAAUCCAAAAAGGCUGUGGAGACCAAGAAGAAAGCAGUUCAAAGGGUAGAAGAGCAACUGAUGAAGCUGGAAGUGCAGGCGACUGAUCGUGAAGAGAACAAGCAGAUUGCCCUUGGCACUUCCAAGCUCAACUAUCUGGAUCCUCGCAUCAGUGUCGCUUGGUGUAAGAAAUGGGGCAUUCCCGUUGAGAAGAUCUACAAUAAAACCCAGCGUGAGAAAUUUGCCUGGGCCAUUGACAUGGCAGAUGAAGACUUUGAAUUUUAGAUCCAAGUUUGUGGUUUUAACUAUGAUACACAUUUUUAAAUUGGAUACUUGUUUUUUUUUUUUUUUUUUUUUUUUAGCUUAACUGAAUUUUGCUCGAUGGCCAGACCUGACAAGGAAUUUCAGAAAGUUUUAACAGGGAAAAACAGACGAGGUCCGGCUUUUAUGAAAUGGCAGGAGGGUGUGUAGUGGGUAUUCCAAACAUCUGGUCUGAGAUCAGGUAUGAAGGCUGAACUUGCAUCAAGACAGUCUAUUAUUGGAAGACCCCCUUCACCAUUGCCUCACUCCCAAUGCCUAAACUUUGAACUCUGUGGUCCUAUAGCUACUGUAUUCAGCAAAAACCUAAAUGCUUUGUAUCAUUUUAUUCUUUGUUCACUUGCUCUGUAUUUUAGCCCUCCCAUGUAUUAUUAACGAAUUCUAUAUUUUGAUAGAUAAAUUUAAAUCAAAUGAAUUCCUUAACUUACACCCACACGCCUUUUGCAGAAAUGAAUACACAAGCUUGACUGCUGAGGUGAAAUUGUGUGCAUGCAUGUGUGAGUGAGGGGCUUGGCCAUGGAAGAUGUCUGUUUGGAUGAAUAUUUUAAACUGGACUAUGUUGAACUGGGUAUGAAAGGGGAUGUCUGGGCAGGCAAAGGGUGAUGAAUACUGCAACCAUGUCAAUAUUUACUUAAGCAAGCAGAAUGUGAAUAUAUUAUUUUACAGCCUCUAUCAGGGACUUUUUUUUCCUCAGUGUAAAUGUGAACCAAUCAUUUAUACCCUUUGAGUUGCAAACAUCUUCGCUGUAUAGCCCUGUCUACACCUAAUUUUAACUUAAUUGUUCCAAGAAAGAAAAAUCCACAUCUGUUACUUGAAGACAAUACAAUCAUGUCUAAAAUCAGUAAGGAAAAUGUUUUUCUUCCAUUAAAGGUAUGUGAGGGAAUUUGCCAAAAAAAAAAUCAAUCUGUUACAAUUUAGGCAGUUUUAUAAAUUUAUGUUAAGAUUGAGGAUAAGGUAAUGUAACAUUUAAUGUGAAUUAUCAGUUCAUCUUAUUCCACUCUGUUCCCCACUCUUUGUAUUGGAGCGUUGAUGUAAGCAGCUGUAACGUCAGCGUCCCUUCUCCUUUUUUGUCAUAAUCUUUUAUCAUGUUUUGAGUUUUAUGCUCAUUGUAGGUUGAAAAAUGAAUAAAACCCUACAAGUAAA
Molecule: messenger RNA, 3556 nt
Organism: Betta splendens (Siamese fighting fish)
Lineage: Eukaryota; Metazoa; Chordata; Actinopteri; Anabantiformes; Osphronemidae
Gene: top1a
Product: DNA topoisomerase Ia
Exons: 21
Coding region: 122-2380 (752 amino acids)
Biological process (GO): DNA replication; DNA topological change; chromosome segregation
Cellular component (GO): chromosome; nucleolus
Molecular function (GO): DNA topoisomerase type I (single strand cut, ATP-independent) activity; DNA binding
Source: RefSeq, a predicted model, not a curated record